CAUCUCACACUCGCCACAUCACCAUUCCACCUCACGAUGGACACACGUAGACGUACGCUAGCACAGGACAACAACAUCUCCAACAUGAACCCCGUCAGCCGACUGCCCACCUCGACCUCGAAACCUCAAGGCGCGCUCCGUUCUUCCGGGUCAAACGGCAACAUGCGAGCCAGCUUGCUCGGCGGAGGUGGUGCGGGUGGCUCGCAAUCGAGGAUGAGCUUGGCUCCGGGUUCGAUGGGUUUGGGACAACCUCAACAGCCGAUGAUGGGUGGGAUGGGAAUGGGGAUGGAUAUGGGUGGGAAUCGACGAAGCACGAUGAUGCCCGGACUAGGGGGCAGUCAGGGUCAAGCGCAAGGUGGAAGACGGGAUGAUCUGAUGGCUAGCGGUGGGAGGGGAGACGCGGGUAUCUAUGGGAGGACGCCUGGCGGCAGACAGUCUGUCAUGAGCGCCAGUGCCACGGCCCGCCGCUCCUCCUCGUUCGCCUCGGCAGGCCGCCAAUCCCUAGCCCCUCUGUCUUCCACCCCACACCACGCAUCCCUCUCCUCAUCUUCUUCCAACAACAACCUCCCCGACCCUCGUCAGAUCCGUAACCCAACCUUUCAAAAACAAUGCCGAGACCAACUCUCCGAAUACCUCCUCUCUUCCCGUUGCAACCUCCCUCUCACAUCCAAGACUCUCAUUUCGCCUACGACCAAGGAAUUCCAAUCCAUCUUCAAAUGGCUCAUCACCUCCCCCGACGCCCUAGGUUAUUCGUCCGGGUACACCCAGAGUCUGGAAGUGGGAGCGAAAGGGUUCGAAGCCGAAUGCGUGCAGGUCUUGAAGGACUUGAAGUAUCCGACGGAUGUGGGCAAGACGGCACUGGGAGCACCGGGGAGUCCGACGAAUUGGCCGACGAUCUUGGUCAUGCUCGUCUGGUUGAGCGAGUUGGCAAAGGCCCUACGUCAAUGGUCCAACCCCUACACUUCGACCGACCCGCUCAUCCGCCCGCUCUCCACCUUGUCCACGCAAGACCUUCAAGCGGAAAACGUCGGCGACGUUGUCUCGCGGCUCGAAAAGGAAUAUUUCACCGAGGCUUAUGCGGCGUGGUGGGCUCAGGACGAGGAGGGGGAAGGGGUCGAGUUUGAGGGGCCGAAGAGGAUGUUGACAGAGAGGUUUGAGGCGAUCGAGGCGGCGGAUAUAACGAGCCUGAGGGAAUUGUCGGAACAAAAGGAACAGGCGGACAAGGAGUUGAACUUGUUGAAGCACGAGCCGAACCCCCUGACGGAAGCCAAGAACAAGGAGAUGAACCUGAUCAAGCAUAAACAGGACCAGUUGAAGUACCUCGAUCUGUACCGCGAAAAAGCGAGGAAACAUCAACAGGCGAUCGAACAGGGUCGACAGGCUCUGGUCAAUGUCGAGGCCGAGAUCCAGCAGCUCGAGCAGGACAAGGCCGAGCUCGAACGUCAGGUCGCCGAACAGAACCUCACCCCGGACGAGGUGGCCAGGAUGAACAGCGAGCGUUCGACGCUGAGUGAAUCCAUCCGAGAAUUGUCAGCCGAGUUGCAUAAAAAGACGAGAGAGUUGGGGGAACAAGAGAUCGCCGUCACACGCCGGAUGGACGACAUUGAUUCCCUCGUCGGCAAAUACAUGCACGGCAAGGCCGUCAUCGGUUUGAACGCGAGUUCGGUGCAACAACAGUUCGAUAUCGAUUUCAACGUCGACGUGAACAUGGCCUCGUCCGACUUGACCGCGGUCAACGUCGUCGGUCAACGGAUCAAGGAAUCGAUUAGACCCGGUCUGCAGACGUUUGGGGAACAGCUGAGGACGGAAUGGAGGCAGCAUUCGAACCAAAAGAUUGAAUGGGACGACAAGCUCGACCGAUUGGGUUCCGAGCUCGAACAGCGACGGCAUCAGGUGCAGGCGCUCGAGUUGAAGCUGGCCAGUUUGGAGAGCGCCGCCGAGGCCGAGAAGCAGAAACUAUCGGUGCAGACUCAGGAUACACGGCAACUUUUGGCCAAGCUCGAGGCGGAUGUGGGCGCCAUGUCCAUGUCGAGCGAUCAAGAGCUGCUCGCCGUCGAGACCGAGAUCCAGCAGCUCAAUUUCGAACGUCAAGAGAUGAUCCACCGUGGCAACGCGACGAGGGAAAAGACUCAGCAAGAAAUCAUGUUCCAGCUCGAACAGAUCAUCCGGGCCAAGCAAUACGUCACCGACAAGUUGAACGAGCUUACAAAGUUUGCUCAACAACACGCUUAGCACCUGCUUUGAGCCUUUCGUGUCCUGUUGCUUUCUUCAACCUUUCGCUUUCGCUCGAGCUUGUCAAUUUUGUUUUUCUUGUCUGGAUCGAGGUGUUCGACUCCCACCUGCCUCUUGCUUGUACGCAAAACAAUCAUAUAAUCAGGGUUCCUUGCCGUGACCCAUGG
Molecule: messenger RNA, 2399 nt
Organism: Filobasidium floriforme
Lineage: Eukaryota; Fungi; Basidiomycota; Tremellomycetes; Filobasidiales; Filobasidiaceae
Product: HEC/Ndc80p family-domain-containing protein
Exons: 8
Coding region: 37-2232 (731 amino acids)
Biological process (GO): attachment of mitotic spindle microtubules to kinetochore
Cellular component (GO): Ndc80 complex
Source: RefSeq, a predicted model, not a curated record